Chaetura pelagica (chimney swift) is the source of this 1432-nucleotide messenger RNA. RefSeq names its product decapping mRNA 1A (gene DCP1A). The transcript has 9 exons. Gene Ontology annotation, molecular function: enzyme activator activity; mRNA binding. The record is from RefSeq and is a predicted model, not a curated record. Gene Ontology annotation, biological process: deadenylation-dependent decapping of nuclear-transcribed mRNA; deadenylation-independent decapping of nuclear-transcribed mRNA; positive regulation of catalytic activity. Bases 86 to 1432 code for a protein of 448 amino acids. Gene Ontology annotation, cellular component: P-body. Lineage: Eukaryota; Metazoa; Chordata; Aves; Apodiformes; Apodidae.
GAAAACUGACAUAGAAGGGACCUUAUUUGUUUACAAAAGGUCAGCUUCUCCUUAUCAUGGUUUUACGAUAGUGAAUCGACUGAACAUGCACAACCUGGUUGAACCGGUAAAUAAAGAUUUGGAGUUUCAGCUCCAUGAACCUUUUCUUCUCUACAGAAAUGCUAGCUUGUCAAUUUACAGUAUCUGGUUUUAUGACAAGAAUGACUGUCAUCGAAUAGCAAAACUCAUGGCUAAAGUGGUAGAACAAGAAGCUCAGAGAUCACAGCAAGUUUCCCAGGACAGAAAAAGUCCCAGCAGGACCAAUGGCUGCAAUGAAAACAGGCCCAUUGACAUCCUGGAAAUGCUUAGUAAAGCCAAGGAUGAAUAUGAACGAGCAUUUCAGUCAAGGCAGAAGCAUCUGACUUUGGAGGAACUGUUUGGAAUGUCUGUACCAAAGGAACAGCCCACAGCCCCAUAUCCCAGUGCAGAGAGAAUGGAAAAGUUACAGACUGACACCUCUGCCAGAGAGCAGCACAAUUUGCUUUUGCCUUUUACCUUUGACCAGUCAACAGUAAUGCAACAAUCACUAGGGAAAUCUGAAACUUCAGUUUCCCAGCCUGAUGUGAAAAACGUUUCAAGCUAUUCAGUUCGUUUAAGCCCUGUUCUUAAUUCAGCCUCGACAAUGGAAGCUGCCCCUGCUCAGAUGCUUCCUGGACUAAAACAAAGCAACAGUAUAAUGCAAGUUAUGCAGCAAGCUGCCAAGCAGAUAACUCCACUAGUGAAUCAGCCGCCAUCUGAGGUGAACCACGCUCCACAAAAUCUAAUGGCUGGGCAAAGCCAGCUUAUAGCACCCUUGACAUCAACAAAUUCAGGAACUGUCUCAAAUACAUCCCAUACAAGUGUUGAUCUUCUCCAGAAACUCAGGUUGACCCCACAGCAUGACCAAAUGCAACAGCAGCCUCUCACUAAGACUUCCUUAACAUCAAACAUCUCUGCCUCGGUUGGCCAGCUUGCAACACCAGAAAGUUUCAAAGAGUCUCACAGUAAGCCAUCAGCUUUGAACAGCAAGAUAAUCUCACCCCUUCAGACUGUACAACAAAACAAGGAAUCAGAAACAUAUCCACAGCCGAAGACUUUGUCUAAAGCAAGUCAAGUUGCACCUCCACAGUUUGUUACAGCCACGACUACAGUAACACCUUCAAUCCUCUUGUCGCCAAGUGUUUUUCAGCAAUCAUCUACUAAAGCUACUGAAGUGGAGAAUAAAGCCACUUCUUCUUCGCCUUUAACACUGGGAGCAACAGAAAUUCAGACUAUACCUCCUACUGUUCUCAGUAGGUCUCAGCUUCAAGAAGCACUGAUACAUCUAAUAAAGAAUGAUUCCCGUUUUCUCAGCACUAUUCAUGAAGUCUACUUGCAAGUCCUAACCAAGAAUACAGACAACAUUAAGCUAUAA